CCAUCAGAUGGCCCCCAUCACAGAAACCCCGUACCCACAGACGACUCAACGCCCACAAUUGUUCCUUCAAGCAGACCCUCCCACAGCACAGUAUAACCGUGAAUUCGGAUUCGCGCAUUCGCGACAGCCACUCGAGGCUUCUCCAGAUGCACGGCGCUAGUCAAAGGAAUGUCUAUCCUCCUCCUCCAGGUCCCCCGCCUAAUCCUACCUCUCCUGCCAUAUCUUCAUCGCCGUUGUAUCGUACCGCACAGCCGUCUCCAUUACGGCGCAUAGCUGUACAACAGCCGCCUUCCAUAACUACCACAAUAGGCGCGCAGCACGGGACUUUCUUACAACCUCCUACACCCGCCUCGGCCGUCUCCAUAAACACUCCGCUUUCCCCAUAUACCCCGUCAGUCUUCUCGCCAGCCUCUGCUACCACGCUGCCGUCGUCUUCCUCGAGAGGCUCCCAGUCGCCUAUGAGCUGCCGGAGCGCGACAGCCAUGGUGUCGUCGUACAAUCCACAAGAAUGGGGGAGGCAUGGCCCUACCAGUGGAACUUUCAUGCCACGGUCAAGUCCUCAAUCUACUGUGAGGUCGGAUGGUCUGACAGGAAUGGAGGCUUCAAUGCCCUCUCCUCCUCCUCCAUAUUCUCCCAAUAUGGCCCAUGCUGCCAGCCCGACCCACCACAACGCGAACAAUGUCUUUGCAUCUGUACAGAACAUUAUGUCGCCUGGGGGAUCGCAGCACGCUGAAUAUAGCCCAGCGGUUGCAUCCAGUUCGAGGACGCCGGAGCAAAACAGAACUAUAUCGGCACAUACAACCCCACAACUGGCUGGUGCAUCUUUCCCUCCGCCGCCCGGGCGAGAUAGGUCUUCGUCACGCCCCAAAGGCGACCGAGGCUUCUUCAGUCUGAUGUCCAGGCAUAAAGAUAAGGCACCAGAGAUAAUAGCAGGGCCGAGCAACAUGGAAUCACUCCGGCAAGGUACUACAGAUGCCCUAAUGCGGACGCCAGACUUGCAGCAUCGAGGCACCCAGCACAUCAUCAACGAGCGUGAAUUCUAUAACAUGGACGUUCGAGCACCUGCAGCGAGGAGGGCUGCAUCCACUGGUGCAAUUGGCAUCGCCGGGCCGUCUAGGAGAAGUGGUAGUACGGAGUCUCCCGUGCAGGCUUCAGCUCCUGGGGCGGCUCUGCCUCCACCACCUCCAGGUCCACCACCACCGACCAAUUCGCGGUCACAGAGUAUGAGUAGGACACCAGAUCACUUUCCUUCCUCCUCAUCCGCCGCUGGAGGCACAAUCCCUCUUCCUGGGCCCCCUACUAGAAGACCACCUCAAACAGGCACAAUGCUUGGACCUGUACCGCCAACGCCCGCGGAUUGGGUUGAGGAAGACGCUCGAAGGCGUUCAAAGUCACCCGCUGCAAGAGGCCUUCGUCUUGAGACUGGAACUUCCGUUACAGGCUCGGACUGGAACUCCAAUACUAAUGGCGAAGGAAGUACAGCUUCAGGGAGCCGAAUUUCUGAGCCUCACACCGCACACGUGUUCCCUAGUGUGCUGGACCGUAAUACAGCCAAACGUGAUCCAAGCGCCAGAGGAAUUAGAGAACGCAGGAAUGAAAGCCGAGCUGCGAGAGAGCGCAUUGGGGAGCCUCCGACGGCCGUUGAGCAAAACAAUAAUCCCUGGGCUCGUGACAUGCAACAAGCUGCCAGCCCAUCCACAUCUGCCAAACCUGCAGAUUUAGUUUUAGACUCGAUAGGUAGCGCUCUUAGCCGGAGACGUACCAUCACAAAGGGUACACCGAGGAGCGCAGGCAGCAGAGGGAUGCCAUCACCAGGGUUUCUGACGAAGAAGAGCUCUCUUGAAGCCGAACCGUCAUCGUCUCAUUCCACGCCCCGGACUGCAGACCCAUCGGCCAGAGUGAUGUCGCCAGAGUCUUUUGCGCCGACUCCUCCAUUCUCCCCAACUGUAGACAAGGCCUCCGGGAAAGCGGUACAGGGAAGAUCCGUAAAUCCGGCAGUGCCUCCAAAAGCGCUUCCUACACCACCCAUAUCGCAACAUAUGGAGCCUUCCGCAUCCGGACUUGGGGUACCGAGGCUACAUGCCUUGGAUCGACCUAUAUCGCACAUUCUCCAUGUUCCCAAUGAGGAUAUUUCGAUGCAGGCUCCACUCUCGCCAUUUCGUCCACCUUCUGCUGGUAUGACGAAAACACCUACGGCCAUUGCUGGUGCCAUAAACCGACCUAAGUCUUCAGAAGGUGCCCUCUUCGCCGAAGCUGCUAUCGAGAGGCAUCGGAUUUUUGUUGACAGGGAAAGGAAUGCUCAAACCGACCAAGAGCGUCUUGAAAUGUUUGCCGAAUUUAUUGUUGCAGAAUCUCGAUUACGGCGUGAUCAAUAUUCAGCGGCAUUUGAUAGCAUGGCUAGCGAAAUUUUCGACCUUACACGGGACAUGUGGCGUUCAUAUAAUGGCACAGGACGGCGAUCCGCUACCCCUAGCCAGACGGCACCUCUAUCAGCAUCUCAUUGGCGGUCUGCGACACCUUCCUCUCCUUUCCCAACCCCUAGCCCAGCAGUUACGAAGACAACGUUUGCCCGCGGUGAGCCAGACUCACCAGCGAGUGUUUCGAGUCAACAGAGCCGUGGGGAGAACCCGCAUCACACAGGGUUCCAACCAUGCCUAUCACCCAUACCAAGUAUGGCAGUGAGCACUGUACCAGACGAGCAAGAUUCUCGAGGACGGUCCGCCAGUCGAUGGUGGGAAGAAAGCGCCAAUGGAUCAGUAGGCAGAGGCGGUAAGAAGCUAGAACGAUCGAAGCGUGAGUCAAAGUAUAUGGGUCUUCCCAAGGAAGUUCGCGAACAUCUCCAGUGGGAUGGAGAGAGCACACCACCGUAUAGUGGUACUCCAGGGCCUAGCAUUGACUAUGCAGGUCUUGGUCCGAAUGAGUAUCCGCCAGAGAAGUUCGGCCUACACGAACAACAGCUCCCGCAAUCUGCGCACUCAUACCAGUUCUUCACCCACUCUGCACCAGCGACUCCAGACCCAUAUAAACUUGACGUUUCUCGGCUAGUCACCCUUCCACCGCCAUACCCUCGUCACCACCCCGCAGUCAACAAUAACCAUCCUGAUUUAGCCUCUAUUCGUGCUGUUCUACGCAGCUUGAGCGAUUUCGAUAGUGUGAACCCAAUUAAAGAUGAGUUCAAAUCCCGGGUAGCGUCAGCUCGAGAGCAAGAGCGCACAGCAGCAGCAGAACGACGGAACCAUCUCCGUUUCGAUAUACAGGACCAAAUACGUUCGGGACAUAUGAGCUUUGCCGAUGCAGCCAAAGCAGAAGCCAAUUUCGACAGUCAAGAAGUGCAGCGUAGCCAGCAAUGCGCAAAGGCAGAAUUCGACGGCUAUAAAAAAGAAGUAUACGGCCCAUUGAAUGCGUUGCUUUCAGAGAGAGUCACCAAGGCUACAGCCUCAAUUGAUCAUCUGAGGAAGGAUCUAGCGCAUGAGUCAAAUCCCAAUCAAACGCAGGAAGAAGGAGAUGAGCAACCAGAGCUACUCGAGAAAUUGACUCUUCUAAAGUGGCUUUUCGAGGUGCGCGAGCAACUUCAUCGGGAUCUGUUUGAAGUUGAGCGAGAGCGAGACGAAUACUACAAGAAGUACGUACUGAUCCCAUACGAUAUGGGAGGCAAUCAAGAUAAGGCCAAAGAGGUCGAUGCCUUCUUUACCAAAGAUGCACAAGAGCGCAAGGUCGGAUUCGAGAAAGACACCCUCAGACGCUUUGAAGAAUUCCUCAGGAUCGUAGAGGCGAACGUAUCUCGCGGUGUGGAGGAUCAGCUAUCUGCCUUCUGGGACAUAGCUCCGGGACUUCUUACCGUGGUCCAAAAGGUACCGCAGGAUCUUGAGGAUUUUCAGAUCUUGAUCCCACUUCAGGAGUACAGCGAAAAUCCGUCCUACUACGACUUUCCUAUGCAGUAUUUGUACUCGCUGCUCGAUCAUGCAAGGAAGUCUGCGUAUCAAUUCAUCGAAUCGCAGACAAAUCUAUUCUGCCUCCUUCAUGAGGUCAAGAAUGGCGUGAUGGCUGCCAGUACACGUCUGCUAGAGAUGCAAAGACAUAUGGCCGGGGAAGAUCAUGCGACGGUGGAAGCCGAGAUGCAAGCCAUUAGGCAAGAUGAAGAGGCGAGACUGACACUGGAUUUGAAGGAGAAGGUUGAGGUGGUAGAGGGACAGUGGCGAGAUGCGCUAGGGACGGGCUUGGAGGAGUGUCGAGAGCGUGUAGAAGGCUUCCUGAUGGAGCGCGGUGGAUGGGAUGAGAGCCUCCAGGAGUAGAGGCAAAGAAGACGAUUGCACGAUACCCACAUCCGGCUCAUUGUAUAUUUGGAGAUCCAUUGUGGUACAUACUUUACAUAUGGGAACAUAAGGUAUCACGUUAUGUUAACGAGCGCGGCGUUACUGUUUAAAGAUGCGGAAUAGUGUCUUUGAUAGCAUGAUGGCACUUGUAUGAUAGAUACUCUAAGCUAUCAACAUUGAGACAUGGGUCAUAAUGAUGCCAC
Pseudovirgaria hyperparasitica is the source of this 4516-nucleotide messenger RNA. RefSeq lists its product as uncharacterized. The transcript has 3 exons. Bases 147 to 4292 code for a protein of 1381 amino acids. Lineage: Eukaryota; Fungi; Ascomycota; Dothideomycetes; Acrospermales; Acrospermaceae. The record is from RefSeq and is a predicted model, not a curated record.